AUGAGAAGCCACAAGGUCAGUGUGGACAGCCAUAGCCUUCUGAUAGCGCAGCAGACCAGAGAUCAAGGCGCGCCAGGGGCGCUCGAACCCACUGUCGCCAAGUCGCUUAUCGCCACUGAGCUUCGCCAGAAGUGGGCCUCCAGCAGGUAUACCAGAGGACCGAGCGCCGCAGGGGCCGCUUGGGCGGCUUGGGCACCCGAAUCCGAAGGCUAG
This is a messenger RNA of Moesziomyces antarcticus, 213 nucleotides long. RefSeq lists its product as uncharacterized. NCBI's taxonomy places the organism in Eukaryota, Fungi, Basidiomycota, Ustilaginomycetes, Ustilaginales, Ustilaginaceae. Bases 1 to 213 code for a protein of 70 amino acids. The record is from RefSeq and is a predicted model, not a curated record. The transcript has 2 exons.